AAAAUUUUUCCGUACUGAGUUUUCUUUUUUGUUAUUAUAUUGAUUGUGGUUGUGUCGUAAAAUUGCUACCAAAAUACUCUUUUAGUGUAAUAUGAUUAAUGAAUCCAACGAAAAUGGCAAGGGUCUAGAUCUGCAGUUUGCUGGUCUAGACUUGAACUCCACCCGUGUUAGUGGAGCUAAACCUUCAGAAAGGUACGUUCCUCCUCAUUUGCGAAAUCGACAGAAUUCGCAAGACUGUGAAAUCCACACACCAAGAAAAAAUAAUCAAGAUAUUAAAUCUAAUUACACCAAUGAAGCAAAUGACAGAUAUGAAGUUGUAAAUGAUAAAUCAAGUGUGCGGGAUUUUGAACGUGAUUCUUACAAAGCUCGUGGAGAUUUUUCAAAUUUUGGAAACCGUGGUGGUAGAAAAAAUGGUACUGAGAGGGAAUACUCUAAUAAUACUGCCUUUGCUCUGAGGAAAGGUGAUUGUGAACGAGUGGGAAACUGGAGAGAUCCCUCUUAUGUGAAAGAAAAUUUUGAAGAUAAACCCAAAAAAGAGGAAAACAGAAUUGGCCGAAACAAUUCUUAUGAAAGAAGAAAUGGUGGUAAACGUGAUAGAGAAGAUGAAGAUUGGAGUAGACCAUUACCUCGUGAUGAUCGCCUAGAAAGGCAGUUAUUUUCACAAGGGCAUACAGGAAUCAAUUUUGAAAAAUAUGAAGACAUCCCCGUGGAGGCAAGUGGUGAAGAUUGUCCCCUUCACAUCAAUUCAUUUUCAGAAUUGCCUUUGACUGAAAUUAUUAGCUUGAACAUUGAACUAACAAGAUACACAUGUCCUACUCCCGUGCAGAAGUAUGCUAUGCCAAUUAUUCUUUCAAAGAGAGAUUUGAUGGCAUGUGCUCAAACAGGAUCUGGGAAAACAGCUGCUUUCCUCAUUCCGAUAUUAAAUCAAAUUUUUGAAAAUGGACCACCAAAAAAUGUUCCCAUGCCUAUGCGCCACUCGUCAAGAGUGAAACAGUAUCCAUUGUCUCUGGUUCUUUCUCCAACAAGAGAGUUAGCUUGCCAGAUUUAUGAUGAAGCAUGCAAGUUUGCAUAUCGUUCAAGGGUUCGUCCAUGUGUUGUGUACGGAGGUGCUGAUCCUGCCCUGCAAAUGAAAGAUUUGGAUCGUGGCUGUCAUUUAUUAGUUGCUACUCCAGGAAGGUUGGUUGACAUGAUGGAACGUGGCAAAAUUAGUUUGGAGAUGGUUAGGUAUCUAGUCUUAGAUGAAGCUGACCGGAUGCUGGAUAUGGGAUUUGAACCUCAAAUUCGUCGAAUCGUACUGGAAGACAAAAUGCCUGGAAUUGGUGAAAGGCAAACACUGAUGUUUUCAGCAACAUUUCCAAAAAAGGUCCAGGAACUUGCAAGAAAGUUCUUAGAUAAUUAUAUUUUUCUUGCUGUUGGUAGAGUUGGCUCGACAUCAGAAAAUAUAACCCAAAAAGUUGUGUGGGUCGAAGAGCAUGACAAGCGAUCGUUUUUACUUGACUUGUUAAAUGCUGCAGGAUUAAGAAAUGGUAAUGCUGCACGAGACUCUUUAACACUCACCUUCGUUGAAACGAAAAAGGGAGCUGAUGCUUUGGAACACUUCUUGUUGUCUGAAGGUUAUCAAGUUACUAGUAUACAUGGUGAUCGAUCGCAAAGAGAAAGGGAAGAAGCUUUAUGGAAUUUCCGAACUGGAAAUACAUGCGUUUUAGUUGCUACAGCUGUUGCAGCGCGUGGACUGGAUAUUCCCAAUGUUAAACAUGUCAUCAAUUUUGACUUGCCAAGUGAUGUUGAAGAAUAUGUGCACAGAAUUGGUCGUACUGGCAGAGUCGGGACAGUGGGGCUUGCUACAUCAUUUUUUAAUGAACGAAAUAGAAAUAUGGCCCUAGACCUUGUGGAACUUAUUACUGAAACAAAGCAAGAACUUCCUGAAUGGCUGUCUGUUUUAGCAAAAGAAGUUCAAAUGGAACAGCGCUGCAGCUCUGGCUCAAGGAAAUAUUCAAGUGGAAAAAAAUAUGGAUCUGGUGGAUUCGGAUCAAGGGACUAUCGUCAGUUUGGAAGCAGUCGUGACAGAAAUAGUGGACCAAGAAACUCUAGUUCCAACAGUUAUUCAUCACAAAGUUAUGGAUAUAGUGGAAGUCAGUACCCAAAUCAAUUUAGAAGUAAUUAUGGUGGGGCUUCAUCAAAUGAUUGGUGGGGAAGUUAACUUAUACUUUUUUAAGCUGCUCUUUGUUCAAUUUCCCCAACAUCUGGUUAAACUCAAAUAUUGUCAUUGUACUGGAUUCAGCGUAUGUCAUUUAAUGUAAACUAGUUACACUGUCAUUCAUUAUAUGAUGGCAUUUUGUUAUAAAAACAAUAUAUAUAUAUAUAUUCGCAAGUGAAAUUGAACUCCAAAAUUAAAUUUAAUUUUCCUCGACUUGUGUGAAC
Messenger RNA from Uloborus diversus, 2421 nucleotides. RefSeq names its product ATP-dependent RNA helicase DDX3X-like. NCBI's taxonomy places the organism in Eukaryota, Metazoa, Arthropoda, Arachnida, Araneae, Uloboridae. The record is from RefSeq and is a predicted model, not a curated record. Gene Ontology annotation, biological process: gamete generation; cell differentiation. Gene Ontology annotation, cellular component: nucleus; P granule. Gene Ontology annotation, molecular function: RNA helicase activity; ATP binding; RNA binding.